AUGAAAAAAAGCGUUUCCUUGAAGGAGUUUUCGACCACUCCAACAGUAUCAUACAUGCUCAGAAAGGACGGACACAACUUAGCUGAGGUUCGGGGCAACAACAGCAAUAGCCUAAAUGGCAGUGUCAAUGGACCGCGCUCUCCUCCGCCUGUAUUUCACAAGGAGGAGAAGCCACCGCAGUCAGACAACAACAGCGAGUUGGAUGUCAUGUAUGACAUGGAGUGA
Trypanosoma brucei brucei TREU927 is the source of this 225-nucleotide messenger RNA. RefSeq lists its product as hypothetical. The record is from RefSeq and is a predicted model, not a curated record. Bases 1 to 225 code for a protein of 74 amino acids. The transcript has a single exon. Lineage: Eukaryota; Euglenozoa; Kinetoplastea; Trypanosomatida; Trypanosomatidae.